UAGUGGCCAGGGCUAUCAGCGUGGCUCUACGAGCUACGAGUCUGCUCCAGUGACGGCCAAUGACAGGCCUGUUACGACAAGUACGACUAGUGACCCAGUAGUGGUCCCAUCGGCCUCUCAAGCGCCGGCUUUGCCUGCUUUGCAGACCCAGGAAACCUUCUUGCCAAGUACGGACUUUGAACUUUCCCCGCAGGCUGUCACUGUCCAAUCUCCACAAAGUGCAGCUAUGCAGACGACAGAUGCUUCGCUGCGCAAUGUCAGCAUAACGAAUGAUGCCAUUGUGGAAGGAGGUCCUGAAGCUGACGCCGCGCUAGACAAGGUAUCCUCAGACCUGCGCGCUCAAAGUACAAUCUCUCGGAAAGCUCGUGGGCGACGUGAUUUGCGCAACACCAUCUAUGGUCAAGUGGGUGGAGGCGAUCAAGCAGUGGUGCGAGAUGUCCUUGGAUCACCAAUACACCGUGAAGAUCCGUUUCUUGGCAGCGCCCCAGUCUCUGCCGGAUCAGCCCUUUCACGAACCGUUCAAGGGAACGGUCUGCAGACCCAAGCUGGAGACACCGAUUCUAUCCGUUCCGGGCGAUCUGGGAUGUCUGGCAUGGGCAAUGUCACGAGGCACACUGAACCUUUGGAGGAUGGUGUACAUCUUUCUGUCGUUGAAACAGUGAGCGUGGUCCUGGAUGUGGAAGGCUCUGGAGCCACAGACGUGCGUGUCACUGGUGAAGCAGCUCUUGCAAUGAAGGGAAUGCUUGAUCCAAGUCCUGUUUUGCUCAAGGUGCAAUCACCGGAUGCCAUCAGUCGUCUUGUUGCCAACACAAAUAUUCUGCAAAGUCAAGAUGAAAGCACGUACCAGAUCUCCGGUCAGUCAGCCAACUCCAUGACGACUUUGUUCAAAUAUCAAGUCCAGCCCGAUCAAGCACGAGCCAACCGCUUCUUGCCCAUCCUUCUUUCGCAGAAAUGGUCCCCCGAAGAUGCCCAAACAAGUGUCAAGCUGACGUAUCGGCUAAACCCGGCUUUUGGUGCUCGCAACCUGACACUACAGGAUGUCGAAAUCAGUCUUGGUAUCAACGGCGUUGCAAACUCCUGCGUCGCAAAGCCAGCUGGCUCAUUUGUCAAAAAGUCCAACAAGCUGGUUUGGAAGUUGAAUGAGUUCACUCUAGAGGCUGGCCAGGAACAGAGCCUGCUUGCACGUUUCAAGACGGAUGGUCUCGCCUCACCUGGCUCACUCGAGCUUCGCUGGAAGACCGCACCAUCGAACUUAUCUCGAGGCUCCGGCUUCGGUGUCACUGCCACCCGGUCUCGAGCCAAUCCAUUUAGCGACGAAUCAGUCGUUGAGAAUGUCAUGGUCAGUCAUGCCUACACCCUCUCUGCCGCGCGUUACUCUGUGACCGUGCCGUCUGCUUCUGUAUCUUAGAUUUGUCUAGUACAUGUAUACUGAUUUAUGUAAUCCAGCAUUUGUGACAGCUGGGAAUUGUUUACAGCGCGACUGAACCUAUAUGAACGGAUGCGACCAGUAGACCACACGAGGCUGCUACAGCCCGCAGUUUGUAGAGGCCCGGGCUAGGGAUGGUGGUGACGCACUCGCCCGGCAAUCCA
This is a messenger RNA of Protomyces lactucae-debilis, 1590 nucleotides long. RefSeq names its product Muniscin C-terminal mu homology domain-containing protein. The transcript has a single exon. NCBI's taxonomy places the organism in Eukaryota, Fungi, Ascomycota, Taphrinomycetes, Taphrinales, Protomycetaceae. The coding region runs from base 227 to 1408 and encodes 393 amino acids. The record is from RefSeq and is a predicted model, not a curated record.